Aedes albopictus (Asian tiger mosquito) is the source of this 843-nucleotide messenger RNA. RefSeq lists its product as uncharacterized. The record is from RefSeq and is a predicted model, not a curated record. The transcript has a single exon. Bases 1 to 843 code for a protein of 280 amino acids. NCBI's taxonomy places the organism in Eukaryota, Metazoa, Arthropoda, Insecta, Diptera, Culicidae. Gene Ontology annotation, molecular function: nucleic acid binding.
AUGAUAGGGUCGUUGACAGCAGAAGAGCAUGAUUCAGCGCUGUUAGCUUUGGUACAGCUAGCCCAGUCAGAAUGCUUUCCGCUUGACUUGGCAGACAUCGCAGCUAAGAACGAGGUGAGACCAACUUCAAAGUUGCACAAUCUACACCCCAUGAUGAUCGAUGGGAUACUUUACGUUGGCGGCCGGCUGGGAAACGCUCCGGUUUCACCAGGCCGUAGACAUCCAAUGAUUCUGGACAGUCGCCAUCCGCUUACAAAACUGAUUCUGUUGGAUUAUCAUCAUCGGCUACUACAUGGAGGACCACAGCUGAUGAUAGCUUGCGUUCGAGAGAAGUUGUGGCCAUUAAGUGUCCGGAACCUUGCAAGGAAGGUCAUGCACGAGUGCGUGAAAUGUUUUCGAGCAAAUCCACGAAGUCAUGAGCAAUUGAUGGGAGAUCUACCACUGGAGCGAGUAUCGCCAGCCCCUGCCUUUCAGCGUGUGGGCAUCGAUUAUUGUGGCCCUUUCGAGUUGCAAACAGCCACCCGGAAAGGAGCACCGGUGAAGUGUUAUCUUUGCCUGUUUGUGUGCUUGGUCUGCAAAGCAGUUCAUGUAGAAGUUGUGAUGGAUCUCACAAGCGAAGCUUUUCUUGCCGCUCUAAGGCGAUUUGUCGCAAGGCGUGGACGGCCUGAGAUGAUUCUGUGCGACAACGCCUCCAACUUUGUCGGAGCCCGACGAGAGUUGAACGAGCUGCAUAGACUAUUUCAACAACAACAAUUCCAGGAACGAGUGUCAAUGGGUGCAAUGCGAGACUUGAUAGAGUUCAAGUUUAUCCCAGCGAGAUCCCCGAACUUUGGCGGCCUAUGA